AUGGCCUACUUGGGGAUUGAGACGAGGAGUCCAACAACAAGACAUGAGCGUCUUUCGUCGAACACAGAGCCGCUAAAUCAGGAAGAAGAUGUUUUACCGAUAGCCAGCAAAGACAUACAACCACGACAGAGCGCAACACCCAAGAGCAACACGAUUACUUCCACGGGGAGCAAAGAGCCUGCUCCUAUGAGGAGCGAACCCGUCGCUCCUCAGAAGUUCAUACCCACCCCGUUGGAGAAGAGCAACCCGCUGGGUGCAGGCAAUGACGAAGAUGGCACGACAGAGGGCACACAACGAUCGCAUUCUACAAUCGUCACCAAAGCCCCCUCACCAGUACUAUCGCCAGCCUUCUCCGGGACCGACAAGACCGUUCUGAAGAGCGGCCUAGCUCAUGACGCAGCCUCCGAGGACGACUCUGCUUGUUGCUGCUGCCUCCAGUUCGUUGACGAUCCGUCACGGAAGCUGGAGCUCUACGGCUUACAGUUUUGGUUCAACCCGCGCGGAUGCUCGACGAGGUUCAAGAAGGCCAUAAUCGAUAUCCUGCUGGUGAUUCAGCUGGCCAUUGGUGCCGCCUUGACCGCGCUGUCGAGCCAGGGCAACCAGACCAGUAGGCCGUCCAACGAAAACCGUCUGUUGACUGCUGUGACGGUCUUGAGCGCCAUAAACACUGCCGUGUCGGGCUUGAUAGCGCUGCUGAGAGGGAGGGAUAUAAUAGGUAAUCUCAAGUUCUGA
Messenger RNA from Purpureocillium lilacinum, 732 nucleotides. RefSeq lists its product as uncharacterized. The record is from RefSeq and is a predicted model, not a curated record. Lineage: Eukaryota; Fungi; Ascomycota; Sordariomycetes; Hypocreales; Ophiocordycipitaceae.